This is a messenger RNA of Papilio xuthus (Asian swallowtail), 1435 nucleotides long. Its product is annotated as putative methyltransferase NSUN6. The record is from RefSeq and is a predicted model, not a curated record. The transcript has 7 exons. Bases 123 to 1415 code for a protein of 430 amino acids. Lineage: Eukaryota; Metazoa; Arthropoda; Insecta; Lepidoptera; Papilionidae. Gene Ontology annotation, molecular function: RNA methyltransferase activity; RNA binding. Gene Ontology annotation, biological process: RNA methylation.
UUUUUUUUAUCUGAUAUGGUUUUGAUUUUCAUUCUGAACUUUACUUGCCUAAUCCUAAUCUAAAGUUUAGCCUUUACUUUUAUUAAAAACAAUAGAUAUACUGGUGCAUAUAAACAAUAGUUAUGUGUACAAGUCUAACUUUACCCAGUUCAACACUGGAGACGAUGAAUAAAUUAACGAAGUGGCUUUCGGAAACUCCGAAAUUCACAUCAUUUAGAAUCAAUAGAUUGAAAGAAUUUGAUAUUAAACAUCUUGAGAAGUAUUUAGAAACACAAAGUCAUGAAUUAGGCGUAAAUCAUAUACCCAAUAUUUAUUUAUUAAAAGAAGAUUGCCUUAUUGUUGAAAAGUGGCCGGAAAAUGUAUGCCUGGAAAGGGGUAAUAGUGAAGUAAUAGUUGAUGUAUCCUGUGCAACUGCAGUACUGAGAGGUGCUCAUGUGUUUGCACCUGGAGUUUUAGCACUCCCACCUAGUUGUAAGUUGAAUGAGAGAGUUGAUGUGUAUGGAGAUUUAGAACGCAAAUGUAAAAGAGGUCUCAAAGUUCAUUAUGAAGGUAGAAAAAUUUAUGUCGGAACAGGUUAUUUAAAAAUGCAACGGUAUCAUUUAUUUGACAGUGGUGUCCAGCCAAGUGGUAUUGCCGUACACAUGUUACUACCAGCUUCUAGGUUGCCAGUUAUAAAUGAAUCUAUUUAUCCGAAAGGACAUAUUUUAUUACAAAACCUACCUUCAAUUAUUGUUGGUUGGGUUCUGAAUGCGAAACCAGAUGAACACAUUCUUGAUAUGUGUGCAGCACCCGGAAAUAAAACAACACAUUUAGCUGAGACAUCAAAAAACCAGGCACCUAUUGUUGCUUUGGAUAAAACAAAACAGAAAACGGACAAGAUAAGUAAGAAUUUAGAAGCACAUGGAAUAACUAGUGUCAAAGUAUUCCCAUAUAACUCUGAAAAUUGUUGUACAGAUAACAGUGAAGGAGAAAAAAAUGAGCCACCGUAUCCAUUGAAUACUUUUGAUAAAGUACUUUUGGAUGCCCCGUGUAGUGGCUUAGGACAGAGGCCACUGUUAGCAAAUACUAUUACUCCAAAGAUGUUGCUGUCUUAUAAACAUAUUCAAAGAAAAUUAUUUGAUGCGGCAGUCAAAGUAUUAAAAGUUAAUGGAAUACUUGUGUACAGUACAUGUUCAAUAACUCAAGAAGAAAAUGAAAGAAUGAUUGCAUGGGUGUUGAACAAAUUUCCGAAUAUGCAAUUGGUUCCCGCUGAACCCCUGCUUGGUGGACCAGGGUUAGCAAACAUUGGGUUGACCGAUGAACAGAGAAUCAUGGUACAACGUUUUGGUCCUGAGGAAGAUCCACUUAGGCAAGUUGACGACAUAUAUAAAAAUAGUAUAGGAUUUUUUAUCGCUAAGCUUAUAAAAAUCAAAUAAUUUUUAUUAUAAACACAAAA